Messenger RNA from Dibothriocephalus latus, 1056 nucleotides. The record is from the annotation of a GenBank genome assembly. NCBI's taxonomy places the organism in Eukaryota, Metazoa, Platyhelminthes, Cestoda, Diphyllobothriidea, Diphyllobothriidae.
UUCUAUCUUCUAUCUUUUUUCUGUCAGGUUAGCAGCGAGGAAACAGCCUACCGGGCAGUGAUUCGUUGGGUCUACCAGGACGUUGAUGAGCGCUCUUCGCACCUACCAGGCCUUCUGAGUCAGCUGCGUCUGGCCACAAUGUCGGUCCGUUUUCUGACGGACGUAGUCGACUCUGAGCGGCUCAUUCGUCUGUCGAUGGAGUGCCGUGACCUCGUGGAUGAAGCGAAGCGAUUUCAUCUGCGUCCUGACCUACGUCCUCAAAUGCGUGACCGGCGAUUCCGCCAGCGUGACAGCGGUGAUGAGUACUUAGUAGUAAUUGGUGGUUUCGGCUCCUAUCAAAGUCCUUCAGACUCGGUAGAGAUGUUCAACCCACGGACACGAGAGUGGAGUGAGUUGCCGAACCUGCCUAUCAGCUACCGUUACGUCGCCGCGUGUUCCCUGGGCACAUGCGUUUACGUAAUUGGCGGUUUUGACGGUGGCGAACGCCUCAAUACUGUUGGUCUCCUCGAUGUGGGCCAGCGCGAAAGGGGAUGGCGCUGGUUGACACCCAUGCAUUAUAAGCGUGGGCUCUCUGCAGCAUGUACCCACCAAGGUCUCAUAUAUGUGUGCGGCGGCUUCGAUGGACAGACCCGUCUGCGAGCCUUAGAAGUCUAUCAUCCGAAAAUUGCCGAAUGGCGCAUCCUAGAGGAAAUGAGUACUGCUCGAGAAGGCGCCGGUCUCGUUGUGGCUGACGACUGUCUCUACUGCCUCGGUGGUUAUGAUGGUUUUCAGCUACUGAACAGCAUGGAGGCGUACGAUUUGCGUCGUGGGACGUGGUCAAUGUGCAAGCCCAUGUACAUGCGCCGAUCGGGUGCUGGCUGUGCCGUGCUUGGAGACAACAUCUACGUGUGUGGUGGAUAUGGUGGCGCUGAGGGCAGAGGCCCGCUGCAUCUGGACACAGUGGAGUCCUUCAACACCCGUCUCUGUCAGUGGACCCUGGUAUCCAGUAUGAAUGUGCCGCGGUGCUAUGUCGGAGCAUGUCAGCUCGCCGGUCGUAUCUACGUCGCAGCUGGGUAG